Messenger RNA from Arabis nemorensis, 1761 nucleotides. Lineage: Eukaryota; Viridiplantae; Streptophyta; Magnoliopsida; Brassicales; Brassicaceae. The record is from the annotation of a GenBank genome assembly.
AUGGAGCAUGAGAAGAUUGGUGUAGAAGAUUUGUUCGAUGAUCAACAGAAAUGGGUUCUUGAUUCUUCUCUUGAUUGCAGAGGACGUGUUCCUCUUCGAGCUCGAACUGGCGCUUGGAGGGCUGCACUCUUCAUCAUCGCAAUCGAAUUCAGCGAGAGAUUGAGUUACUUUGGGUUAGCUACGAACUUGGUGGUCUACCUAACAACAAUUCUCCACCAAGAUCUCAAGAUGGCUAUAAGAAAUGCGAACUACUGGGCAGGUGUCACUGCUUUGAUGCCUCUUAUUGGAGGCUUUGUAGCAGACGCUUAUCUCGGCCGUUACGCCACCGUCCUGGUUUCAACCACCAUUUAUCUUAUGGGUUUGGUCCUUUUAACAAUGUCCUGCUUCAUACCGGACUUGAAACCUUGUCAAGAAGAAGUGUGCGUUGAACCUAGGAAAGCACACGAAAUAGCUUUCUUCAUUGCCAUUUACUUGAUCUCCAUAGGGACUGGGGGUCAUAAGCCUUCCCUUGAGAGCUUUGGUGCUGACCAGUUUGACGGUCAUCAUGUUGAAGAAAGAAAGAUGAAGAUGUCUUAUUUUAACUGGUGGAACGUCUGUGUAUGUACUGGUAUUCUAACGGCUGUAACUGCUCUUGUCUAUAUCGAAGACCGGGUUGGUUGGGGUGUUGCUGGCAUCGUACUCACCACAAUCAUGGCUAUUUCACUUCUCAUUUUCCUCAUCGGAAAACCAUUCUAUCGUUACCGGACACCUUCGGGUAGCCCUUUGACCCCAUUUUUGCAGGUCUUUGUUGCCGCCAUUGCCAAAAGAAAUCUACCUUAUCCCUCUAAUCCUUCUCUGCUUCAUGAAUUUUCCAAGGCAGAGUUUACCAAUGGCCGGCUUCUCUGCCACACAAAGUAUCUUAAAUUUCUUGACAAGGCAGCAAUUAUCGAAGACGGCCAACCUCUUGCCUUCGAGAAGCAGAGUUCAUGGAGACUCGUAACAUUGACAAAAGUAGAGGAAGCAAAGUUGAUCAUCAAUGUGAUUCCCAUAUGGCUCUCCACGCUGGCAUUUGGCAUCUGUGCAACACAAACUACGACCUUCUUCAUCAAACAAUCAAUCAUCAUGGACAGAGACAUCACCGGUAACAAAAGCUUCAUAAUUCCUCCAGCUUCCAUGUUCUCUCUCACCGCCCUCGCGUCGAUCAUCUCAAUCACCCUCUAUGAGAAACUCCUCGUUCCCUUGCUAAGACGCACCACACAAAAUCAAAGAGGAAUCAACAUUCUCCAGAGAAUUGGGACCGGUAUGAUUUUCUCCCUCAUCACCAUGAUCAUUGCAGCUCUAGUUGAGAAACAACGAUUAGAGCGUACCGAAAACAACAAACCCAUGAGUGUGAUAUGGCUAUCUCCUCAGUUCAUAGUCAUUGGCAUUGCGGAUGCCUUCACACUCGUUGGACUCCAAGAGUACUUCUACGACCAAGUCCCUGAUUCCAUGAGAAGCUUAGGUAUAGCGUUGUACCUAAGCGUGCUAGGUGUGGCUAGCUUCCUUAACAACCUUCUGAUCACAACAGUUGAUACUCUAGCUGAUGAUUUCUCAGUGAGGAGUUGGUUCGGGAAGGACCUGAACAGUAGCCGCUUGGACCGGUUCUACUGGUUACUUGCCUGUAUCACCACUGCAAAUAUAUGUGUCUUUGUGGUCGUGGCAAAGAGAUGCCCUCGCAAAACCGUGCAACCAAGCCAGGCCUUCGCUGACUCGACCGAGGCCGAGUUCAUGUCUGUAGCCUAG